AUGGAAAACGAAAUCACGAUCUUCGUGAUUUUUUUAGAGAGAGCCACAGUUUCUCAUUACAGCAAGUUUACCCAGCCACUGAACAUGGCGCUCACUGCCUCCACUGUAUCAUGGGCGGCUGUGGUUCCUUCUCUUGCUGUUUCUGUCGCUCGGUCUCAACGAUUAAGGACUAGUCCCUUCAUGGGAAUGGCGAAGACAACCAAACUUUCCGUCAGAAGUCAGUCCAAGCUGGUCGUCGUCAGGGCUACUGCUUCAACUGACACUUACGAUGCAGACACAGGAGCGACAGCUAACUUGAAGGAGUUUUUAAGCGAUUUGAAGAACGUCGGCAGGGUCCGGCUGAUUGUUAACACUGGAUUGGGCGUUCUUGAAUCAGUCACAACCUUAGGUGGGCUUUUUUAUCACACACUUCCAGGCAAAGGCGAGUAUGCCAAUGUCAUCAAGUCAGAGGAGAAUGUGGACUUUCACCUGCUGUUGAGCUCGGUUUCCGGUGCGAAGCUGAUCACAGGGAAGUCCAUGCGCGGUGACUUUCCCACUUACACUGUUCGGUUCUUGAAUGCGGAGAAAGAAGUCGGAGCCAGUAUUUUCGUCAUGUGGAAACCAGGCACCAUGGGUGAUUAUGACGAGGGCCAGGCUGAUGCCUACAAGGCACUUGUCAACAAAUACGGUGAGGAGGUAUCUUUUGCCUCAACGGAAUAUGAUAUUUAG
Molecule: messenger RNA, 708 nt
Organism: Closterium sp. Yama58-4
Lineage: Eukaryota; Viridiplantae; Streptophyta; Zygnematophyceae; Desmidiales; Closteriaceae
Source: the annotation of a GenBank genome assembly